AUGAGCCACGGUGGUCGACUUGUCUGCGGCUACGUUCCCGACGAAGGAUCUUCCUCUCCAACUGUCUGCGCCUUUCAGACGAACUCUGACCUCGCCUUGAUGCUGCACAAGGCAGAUAGGCAUCUCGUAUACCCUCCUGGAGGCAAGGAAGAAGUGGAUCGAAAAGACCCUAUGCUUGUAGAAGAGCGCAAAGAGGCUGCGAGGAGGGCAAAGCGCCAACAUCAAGGUGGCAGACUCGAAGAGGAGGAGGCAAAGGCCUUGAACACCAUUCCGGGCCUGAAUAUCGCCCUCUCGACUCCUGAGCUUGUGGAUCAAUGGAUCGCGGAGCGGAAGAAGAGGUGGCCGUCUGACAAGGUGGUGCAGCAGAAAAUGCGCGAAGGCUGGUCGGGCCGUCUUAGUACACAGCAGACUAUGAAGCGACAAGCUGCAGAGGCAGAUGCGAACCAGAAAAGCGACAGCAACCUCGGAGCAACGAAUCACGAAAGACCCAGAUCAAAGAUCGCCAGAGUGGGCGAGCCUCAGCAGGACUCUGGCGAGGUGGAAGAUGCAAGUUCCUCCAGUACGAACACUUCUGAUGACUCCGAUUCGGAGGACGGCUCCAGCUCGGACGCCCCAUCUGAAGAGCCCAUCGAGAAAGCAGCUCGCACCGCACCCUCCAUGGAAGACACUUCAAACCAUGCCAGCUCUGCAGCUGGCAGCAACGGUCGCUGUAACUACGGCGAUCUCUGUAGACAGUCUCACUCCCAGCUCCCAGGGCUCUCGAAGGCACAAAGCAGCUCUCAGAUAACCCCAUCUCGGCGUCCGCGUCCUCGCAACCCUGUCCAGAAUCCCUUUGAGCCAAAGAACCUCUUGCAUGCCCUCUUGAAGCAGGAUAUCGGACAGCACGUCAACGCAGUGGCUCAGGUGAUCCGCUUUAUCGUCCGCAACGACUACCUGACGCAUGUUGAACUACAACCUGGUCUGGCAGACGCACAGCAAAAGAAACGCAAUCUGAUUCAGGACGUCAGCUCAAGAGGCUACGGUGGAUUAUCAAUUGUGACCGAUGGUAACGACGAUUCGACGUCGCCUAAGCCGACGCGGUCCUUAUAUCAGCCACCUUCACCUCUUCUGCGACCUCUAAAGGAGCUAGCCUGGCCACCGGAGCCAGACCCGAUGCUCUUUCUUGAUCCUAUGAGACGCAACGACCCGAAACCGUUGACGGGCAAGCAGUUCGAGCUCCUCGCGACCGAUGAAGAACUUCGCUCUCUCCUCUCUCCUGUCACAGAUCAGCACCCGCACGGCGAGCGUCGAGCGGGACUCGAGAGAGCUCUCCGCACGCUAGACGAUCUGCCUACGGAGGAUCACCGUCGUUCGGCUUUGGAGCUCAUUCUAGGCGUAUCUGCCCAGACUCCCCAGCACGCGCACCAGCUUGGGCCUACCUUCGUCCAUGCUAAGCCUGGAGAAGCUCGAUUCAUCGGAGAGGUGGAGCUCUUCAAGCUCGGAUUGAGGUGCGGCCCAGAAGAGCAGAAUCUCAUUCAAAGGCUGGCUCAGAGAAUCAGCGAGGUAACCGAGGGACCAGAAUUCGAUGCAGAGCCUCUUGGCUGGGACCAUCAGCGCGAAGAAGGGCUGGGCAUAGAAGUCGAUUGA
This is a messenger RNA of Microstroma glucosiphilum, 1626 nucleotides long. RefSeq lists its product as hypothetical. The record is from RefSeq and is a predicted model, not a curated record. Gene Ontology annotation, molecular function: RNA binding. Gene Ontology annotation, biological process: box C/D snoRNP assembly. The coding region runs from base 1 to 1626 and encodes 541 amino acids. The transcript has 4 exons. NCBI's taxonomy places the organism in Eukaryota, Fungi, Basidiomycota, Exobasidiomycetes, Microstromatales, Microstromataceae. Gene Ontology annotation, cellular component: nucleus.